AUCUGAGCACCCUAAGAUCAUGACCUGAGCUGAAGGCAGAGGCUUAACCCACUGAGCCAGCCAGCCCAAAACAUCAGUUCUUCUUAAAGAAGUCAGGGGCAAACAAUAUCUCUGGUACUGAAGAAGGGAAUAUGUUCACAAAUCAAGAAACUGCGAUCUAUUUUCACAACCGUAAAGGUCAGGCAUCCCUGGCAGUGAACACUUUCAUCAUUCCAGGCCACGCUGACACAGAGCAGUGGAAGGAAAUGCUGCCCAGUAUCUUAAGCCAACUUGAUACAGACAGUUUGACUAAUUUAAGAAGACUGGCUGAAGCUCUGCCCACACAGUCUGUGGAAGCAAAAGCCCCACUUGCUCUUGCAGAGGAUGAUGAUGAUGAAGUUUCAGAUUUCGUGGAGAAUCUUGAUGAAGCUCCCAAGAAUGAAGCAAACUGA
Messenger RNA from Neogale vison (American mink), 431 nucleotides. RefSeq names its product transcription factor BTF3-like. NCBI's taxonomy places the organism in Eukaryota, Metazoa, Chordata, Mammalia, Carnivora, Mustelidae. Bases 132 to 431 code for a protein of 99 amino acids. The record is from RefSeq and is a predicted model, not a curated record. The transcript has a single exon. Gene Ontology annotation, cellular component: cytosol; nascent polypeptide-associated complex.